Molecule: messenger RNA, 1661 nt
Organism: Cheilinus undulatus (humphead wrasse)
Lineage: Eukaryota; Metazoa; Chordata; Actinopteri; Labriformes; Labridae
Gene: gpd1b
Product: glycerol-3-phosphate dehydrogenase 1b
Exons: 8
Coding region: 112-1167 (351 amino acids)
Biological process (GO): glycerol-3-phosphate catabolic process; carbohydrate metabolic process
Cellular component (GO): cytosol; glycerol-3-phosphate dehydrogenase (FAD) complex
Molecular function (GO): glycerol-3-phosphate dehydrogenase [NAD(P)+] activity; NAD binding; protein homodimerization activity
Source: RefSeq, a predicted model, not a curated record
AGCAGAGGGAGUGCCGGAGCCUCGGCUCUGUGUCCGGUAUAAAUACCUCCUGUCCCGGCUACAGUCUGUCUCCACACCGAGAGCAGCUCCUUCUGGUCGGUUAGACGCACGAUGGCAGCAACGAAGAAAGUGUGUGUGGUCGGCUCUGGUAACUGGGGCUCUGCCAUUGCCAAGAUUGUGGGUGCUAAUGCAGCCAAGUAUGAUCAGUUUGACACCACAGUCAACAUGUGGGUGUUUGAAGAGAUGGUGAAUGGCCGCAAGCUCACAGAAAUCAUCAACACAGACCAUGAAAAUGUGAAAUAUCUGCCCGGACACAAGCUGCCCCCCAACGUGCUGGCUGUUCCAGACUUGGCAGAGUCUGUGAAGGGAGCUGACAUCCUCAUUUUUGUGGUCCCUCAUCAGUUCAUUGUCAGAGUUUGUGACACCAUUAAAGACCACAUCAAGAAGGAUGCAGUAGGAAUGUCUCUUAUCAAGGGUGUGGAUGCGGGUCCAGAGGGUCUGAAGCUGAUCUCAGAGGUGAUCAGAGGGAAGCUGGGCAUCGCUAUGACUGUCCUCAUGGGUGCUAACAUUGCAAACGAGGUUGCUGAUGAGAAGUUCUGUGAAACAACCAUCGGAUGCAAAGACAAAACUCACGGGCCCAUGCUGAAGGAGCUCAUGCAGACCACCAACUUCCGUGUGACCGUGGUGGAGGAGUCUGAUGUUGUGGAGAUCUGUGGGGCGCUCAAGAACAUUGUAGCAGUGGGAGCAGGUUUCUGUGACGGCCUGGGAUUUGGAGACAACACAAAGGCAGCAGUGAUCCGUCUCGGCCUGAUGGAGAUGAUCGCCUUUGCCAAGGUCUUCUGCACAGACUGUCCCGUCUCCCCGGCCACCUUCCUGGAGAGCUGUGGCAUUGCUGACCUCAUCACCACCUGCUACGGAGGACGCAACCGUAAAAUUGGGGAAGCUUUCGCCAAAACAGGCAAAACUAUCGAGCAGUUAGAGAAUGAACUGCUUAAUGGACAAAAGCUUCAAGGUCCAGCAACUGCAUCUGAGGUCCAUGUCAUUUUGAAACAGAAAAACAUGGUGGAUAAGUUCCCUCUUUUCACUGCCGUGUAUCAGAUCUGCUUCAAUGGACACAAAGUCACAGAGUUCAUCCAGUGUUUGCAGAACCACCCGGAGCACAUGUGAAAAACUGACAAAAGGACCUAUGAAUAAGUGGAAGUUGAGAAAGGACUUUUACACUACUGUAUUACACAGGUGACUACACGGGGGAGAUUAGGUGAAGGCCGUUUCUGAUCUUGUCUAAUGUUUGGAUCUCAAACAGAAACCAAAAAUCAAGCCAAGUUUCCCUCUUAGAACUGAGCUGCUGUUACUGACAUAAAAACAUAACUCCUGUUUUUACUGAUUGGACACUUACAUGUUGAAAAAUGUUUGAAUUUAUCACAAGUCUUAAAUUUGAAUGACUGCCUUACAAAACACACAAACCGACCUGAAUGUUAUGAAAUGUUGCAUAAUGUCUUGGUAAAAAGUGCCUUAACUUGCCUUUUCACUGGCAUGUACGCUUUCAAACAAAGCACUGAAUAGUUCAAACUCCUGCUGUUUUUUGUCUUCUGGAGUCUUCUUGGGAUUAAGCCAAAAACAUCACAAGAUUUAUUUUGGAAUAAAUUAUUGAACUUGUUGAA